Messenger RNA from Hypanus sabinus (Atlantic stingray), 1043 nucleotides. Its product is annotated as general transcription factor II-I repeat domain-containing protein 2-like. The coding region runs from base 98 to 700 and encodes 200 amino acids. NCBI's taxonomy places the organism in Eukaryota, Metazoa, Chordata, Chondrichthyes, Myliobatiformes, Dasyatidae. The transcript is spliced from 2 exons. The record is from RefSeq and is a predicted model, not a curated record.
UGUCGCGUGUCUGGAAGAAGUGAAAACUUUCCUGGGCAGCAAAGGGCUCACCUUUCCUGAGCUGGAACAGCCAGAGUGGCUGGAAAAGCUACACUUCAUGGUAGACAUGACAGCGCACCUGAACACGCUGAACACAGCUCUUCAGGGGAAAGGACGUACAGCCCUGCACAUGUUGGAGGAUGUUUUGGCAUUCGAGCGCAAGUUGACAGUGCUUGCCAGAGAUUUACAGAAAGGCACUUUGUCUCACUUCCCCAAUUUGAGAGAGUUCAAACAAGGUCACGACAUGAUAAUUUCGGAGUAUUUACAUUCUGCAAUCAUCGCAAUGCAAACAUCGUUUGGGAAACGCUUCUGUGAGUUCAGAGAGGAAAAAAACACAUUAUCCUUCCCGGUCACUCCCUUAAGCAUCGAUCCUUCCCUACUGAAUACGACUGCAUUGGCAGGUGUGAGUCAACCUGAUCUUGAGAUGGAACUGGCCGACAUAGCCGACAAAGACAUAUGGGUGUCCAAGUUUAGACGCUUGACAGCAGACCUUGAAGAUGUUGCCCGUCAGAAGGCCGUUCUUGCUCAGAAACACAAAUGGAGUGAUAUUGAAAACCUCACAGAUGACAGCUUGCGAUCCUGUGUAAAGAUGAAGGUGACAUCAUACAGCCCUGAUGUGCAGACGCUGUGCGCUGAGGUCCAGGAGCAGAAAUCCCAUUAACCAAGAUGACAGCUGGCUGACGUUAUUUUUGGUUUGCUGCUGGCGGAAAAUUUAAGUUCGGCGUUUUUCAUAAAUACAAGAAGGACUCAAAUAGACAUUGAAUAUUUUACUUAAAAGUAACUUUCAACCCAACGUCUUUUUUUCGGAGUUCAAAAUGUUUUUGUUGCAUGCAGAAAUGUAAUUUCGUUUUCUCUGCAGGAGUUCAUCAAUUUCAUAAAUGCAACACAUUAUAGUUUGUUUAUACAUAGCAUAAAGGCAAAAAAAACGUUGUAUGCAGUGUUAUUUCAUUUUAAAUGUCAAACGGGUUUUGCGGCUCCCAGUGUUUUCUUUUCUGUGGGAAACG